AUGGUGCUCCGAAAACCUCCCCCACCGCGUUUGGAGAACCUUCACCAGUGGAAUGCUCAUCCAGCCUCCCCAACGUCCCCCUCGACAUCCUCCCCUUCGAAGCGCCGGGCCCUCAAUCGAGCUCCUUCUGAGGAUCCUAUCUACUCUCCGGAUCUCAAUACAUCCCCGGCAUUUGACCUGAUGCCGCUCGAAGAAGCUCAGAGGUCCCCGGUCGGCUCUCCAACCAGCCAUCCGCCAAAUCCUUGGACCGAGAGCUUUGGAGACCGGGCCAAGCACGAAUAUACAGAGGCUGAAGAUCGGAGACAAUGGAUCCCGCCAGCGCUGCAAACGGCCUCAUAUGCGGCGGAAAACGGCUGGCACCAAGCACCACAGCCGGUUCCGCCAGCUCACAACGGCUCAACUGGGGAGGUUCCCGUACAGCUACAAUCAAACAACCCAUUUCUGAAGCCACGCUCGGUUGAUACAAGGCAGAACUCGACAGACUCCAAGCAUUGGAAUGAUCGACAUUCUCAUGCUUCAGCCAGUAGUGACCCUCUUAGCCAAACCGGGGGAUAUAUUCCUAUGACUGCCCGCCUCUCUUUACUGGACUCUUCGGAGCAACAGGAGUCUCCAUGGGCUGAUCACGAACGAAGUCACGAACCUUCUCUCGAACCGUUUCACGAACCUUUUCACAACCCUUCUUACAACACUUCUCACGAACCUUCUCACGAACCUUCUCACGCCGGUACCCGUCCACUUUCGGUGGACCCGCCCCACGACCCAUCCCCGUGGGGAUCACAGCAUUCGAUCAAGAUAUCAGCGCCUCAAGAGAUUUACCUUCCGGAUGGCCAAUCUAAUCCCUACGCACCCGCUUUGGUGGCUGACGGCCCGGCGAAUGACUCUUUUGGACUACAGCCGCCACAUACCUCGGGCAGACUUGGUUCAGAUGCUGGUUUCAAUACUCCCUCUAUGAUCUCCACGGCGACAUCCGCAACUUCACAUGAAUUGAUCGACUUGGAAGUUCCGAGCAGCGCAUUAGGAGUGGGGAUGGGAUCUCAGCAGGGCACAUCAUCCGUGUACUCGGAGGAGAUUGAAGGGAACGGCGGAAAGUCACUGCUGGACUCGCGAUUGCCGUCGACGGGAGAAGUACCCCGUCUGCCACCAAGAGAUGUUACGCUUCCACCACUUCCGAGCAGGAAGCUGUCACCCGUUGAAGCCGCUAGGCAGCAGGAGCAGCGAGCAGAAACUUAUUCGAUUCGCCAAAUCAACUGGACCAAUCGAGAGGGGAUCUUGCUGCAAUCGCCAAUCCUAGUCCAAAACAAAAAUGGACCCUGCCCUCUGCUUGCUCUAAUUAACGCCCUGGUAUUGCGCGCCGAUGAUCCAACUGCACAACCGCCCAUCGUGAGAGCAUUGAAGACCCGCGAGCAAAUUUCGCUGGGGUUGUUGAUUGAGGCUCUAUUCGAGGAGCUGACUACCUGUCUGGGCCCAAACGACGAGUUCCCGGAUAUCGAGGCCCUUACUCAAUUUCUCACCAUGUUGCAUACUGGCAUGAAUGUUAAUCCUCGUCUGACCUUGGAAACCGUGGAAUCUCUUGGCACUUUUCUUCAGACUCCAGACCUUCGCUCAUACAGCACAUUCGGAGUACCACUUAUUCACGGCUGGCUCGCAUCGUGGUCAAGCCCCGAGCAUGCUGCCAUGGCCCGGAUCGCUCAGUUCCAUGAGGAUAUCCAAUUAUUGCCUUUUCGCAAGCAAGACUUCGAGGAUCGCAUUAUGCGCGGGGAACCUUUAAGUCCGGAAGAAGAGCAAAACAUGGCAGACAUCCAGGCCAUUGAGAAUUUCGUGGAAAUUGAAAACGCGACACAACUAAGUCCAUUUGGAUUGACGCAAUUGUCAACACGACUGGCGCCAGGGUCUGUCUCUAUACUCUUCCGCAACGAUCACUUUUCUACUCUCUACAAACACCCGCAAUCUCAUCAGCUAUUCACCUUGGUCACCGAUGCUGGCUACGCGAACCAUGCGGAGGUUGUGUGGGAAUCUCUAGUCGAUGUGACAGGGUUCAACUCGGAAUUCCUCGCAGGCGACUUCCGUGCUGUUGGUCACGGUCCCUCCAGCUCGGCGGGUCCAACGAGUCCUGCUGGUCCGCGCGUGUCGAGUGCCAUUGAUACACAAUCUAACAACGAAGCGACUCAAGGCCCAUUGUCACCGCAAGAACAGAGUGACGCUGAUUAUGCCUACGCGCUCUCGCUUCAGUUCCAGGAGGAGGAACAGCGAGAACGUACUGAAAGUCAACAAAACAGUGACAAUGGCCCUGGAAGUGGUACCGGGCCUGGACGCGGUACCGGCCCUGGAAAUGGGACUGGCCCUGGAAAUAGGACUGGCCCUGGAAGUGGUACAAGCCCUAUUAAUCGCAACUCGGUCCCCGUUCGCUUGACUGGGCCUGCAGCUCGCAUGGAUCAUCCGCCUGCUCGGAGCUCAAGCACCGGCCUCAGGACUCGGCCGCCGCAGGGCAAUGCGGAUGCUGAUGAUCCUAACGCUCCUCCUCCUCCCUACGAACAAAGUUCUAGCGGCCCGCGAUAUUCACCUCCCGGAAGGCCGACUUUUGAUGACAUUCAGACCGAUUUCCAUACGGUGAAUAAUCGAAACUCCCGGAAUCGAUAUUCGCAGCCGGCAUUAAAUACGAACCGGUACAGUAACGACCGGAGCAGAAACAAAGAUUGCAUCAUGAUGUGA
Molecule: messenger RNA, 2709 nt
Organism: Penicillium subrubescens
Lineage: Eukaryota; Fungi; Ascomycota; Eurotiomycetes; Eurotiales; Aspergillaceae
Product: MINDY family deubiquitinase
Exons: 3
Coding region: 1-2709 (902 amino acids)
Biological process (GO): protein K48-linked deubiquitination
Cellular component (GO): cytosol; cell periphery
Molecular function (GO): cysteine-type carboxypeptidase activity; cysteine-type deubiquitinase activity; K48-linked deubiquitinase activity
Source: RefSeq, a predicted model, not a curated record